This is a messenger RNA of Drosophila montana, 1652 nucleotides long. RefSeq names its product transmembrane protein 65. The coding region runs from base 632 to 1477 and encodes 281 amino acids. Gene Ontology annotation, cellular component: mitochondrion. The record is from RefSeq and is a predicted model, not a curated record. Lineage: Eukaryota; Metazoa; Arthropoda; Insecta; Diptera; Drosophilidae. The transcript has 6 exons.
GUUAUUUUUAGUUUAAUAAAUUGACAACAACAAAUUAAGAUUAUUUUCAAAAUUUAAUUGAAUAAAAUUUAUAUGCAAUGUUGUGGCCAAGAUGCGCCUAAAUCGUAACGUGUGGAGGAGGGCAACGUGCGUGAGACAUUCGAACAGCUGUUGAGGUCUGGAAUCGCAAAAGCGCAAAGAAAGAAAAAAAAAACACAAAAGUGGCAGCAAAAGUUUGCGGAGAGAGCGCGAGAGAAGUUGAUGGCCAAAGCUUUUUUUAGCCUGUCGUCAUCGUGAACCCUAAGGGUCGUCGUCGUCGUCGUCGUCGUCGACGUCGUCGAGUCAGUCGAACGGGCAACGAAGUUGCAUACGCAACAAAUUUUCUGGUCAGCGGGUCGCGGUUGCUGUUUGUCGUGUUUUGUUUUUGGUUCGUGGCAAAGGCAGAGGCGAAAAGCGUAGCUUGUGUUUUUGUUUAUGUACACAGAGUCGACUAAAUACACACGGGUAUACACACACACACACGCAUACGCACACAAUCAAAGGCAACGCCAAAUUCGCCACACCUCUUCGCGUGCGCGAGUGUUCUGUGACGUCACAAAUUUGAUCGCGCCUGCCAAAUUGUGUAAGAAUAUCAACAACAACAACAACAAAGAUGACACACUGUCGCGGCACCUUCAGGCAUUUACUGCGUCAUUGCCAUGCACAGUCCAAACUGGCAGGAGUCCGCAGCAGCUACAACAGCCGCGGAUUCACCUGGCCGGCCGCAUGCAACAGCAAAUUGAACAACACCCUAAACAAGCAGCUACCUGCCUGGCUACCUGCCACUAGCCGCGACUACUCCAAGUUUAGCACGCACCUGAGCAGCGAGCGAGCGAUGGAGCUGCUGUGCAAUCUGGACGAGGACGAGCGUCUCAAUCUGCGCGAUGCCAUGUGCAAGCUGGAGGCUGACAUACUGAAGAAAAAUCUCGUAAGCCAACUAGCUGUUGGCAGUUGGCGGACGCGCUUCGGACGUCUUUCCAAUAAGGUGGGCCAGGUGGAUCCGUCCGGCACAUUUUGUGCGGUGCCCGAUGAGUGGCUGAGAAAGAAACUGGUGGAGGCGGCAGAACCACCAACCGCUAGUCAACUAUAUAGCAUUUUCUUUGUGAAUGCCGUGCCAUUUAUAGCCUUUGGAUUUCUUGACAACUUUAUUAUGAUCAUGGCCGGCGAAUACAUUGAAAGCUCAUUGGGCCAUUUCAUAACGCUAUCGACAAUGGCCGCCGCAGGUCUUGGUAAUACCAUAAGCGAUAUUAUGGGCAUUACCAUGGCCACAUAUGUGGAGGAAGGCUGUGAGCUAUUGGGACUCAAGCAACCCCAAAUGACGCCCGCACAAUUUGAAUUGAAGUCAAGCAAGCGAGCCUCCAGUUUGGGUCGCAUAGUGGGCAUCACAGUCGGCUGCCUAAUUGGCAUGUGCCCCUUGUGGCUGAUGAAGGACGAACCGAAAAAAGCGGCUGAGAAUUAGGUUUUCCACAUUAAAAAAUCUAACUAGCGAAACAGUCAAUUCUAUGAAGUUUCCGUUGAAAUCGCAAUCCGAAUGCAAACUUUUGAUUUUAUGUCAAAAUUGAUAAUUUUCUGGGGUCUAAAUGCCCACAACUUGAAUAUGGAUUUCAUUUCAUUAAAGUCUGAAAAUAAUUUAA